Symbiodinium natans is the source of this 207-nucleotide messenger RNA. NCBI's taxonomy places the organism in Eukaryota, Dinophyceae, Suessiales, Symbiodiniaceae. The record is from the annotation of a GenBank genome assembly.
AUGCGUGAGGACUUGCCGCGAGUGUUGGACUACGUGUCUGCUGAGGCCUACAACCUGGGCGUGCGAAGCUCCGUGCAGCGAGGGUCCGACUGGGACGCGGAGGAAGCCCAAGAGCCGGCUGAGGUCCUCAGGUCCACAGUGAAGCGCCGUAUCAACGCCUGGCUCCCGCUGCAUCUUGAUGGCAACGGGGUCAUGCGGCAUGCGUAA